AUGUCCGGUCUUUCUGAUAGAGAGGUUUUGGCAAAAACAAUUUAUGGAGAAGCACGAGGUGAAUCUCGUGAAGGUCAAGAAGCAGUUGGUCAUGUAAUCAAGAAUCGAGCUCAAGCGAACAGGUCUGAGUGGGGUGGAAAUAGCAUCAGUGGUGUCUGCUUACAACCUAAGCAAUUUGAAUGUUGGAAUGGUAGAGGUGACAUUGAAAUUAAGGAGCCAGGCCCAUACGAACAAUGCUGCCAAGUGGCCGAUAGCAUUUUAAAUGGCAGUAGCCAAGAUCCAACACGAGGAGCAGAUCAUUAUAAUAAUCCAAACAAAGAACCUAAUGCAGAGUGGCCUGAAAAAUGCACUGUUCUGGGAGAUGUUGGACAGCAUCGUUUUUACAAAGGUCCCAACUGA
Molecule: messenger RNA, 399 nt
Organism: Rotaria sordida
Lineage: Eukaryota; Metazoa; Rotifera; Eurotatoria; Philodinida; Philodinidae
Source: the annotation of a GenBank genome assembly